Neolamprologus brichardi is the source of this 5064-nucleotide messenger RNA. NCBI's taxonomy places the organism in Eukaryota, Metazoa, Chordata, Actinopteri, Cichliformes, Cichlidae. The record is from RefSeq and is a predicted model, not a curated record.
UUUACGCAUGGAGAGCGCAGGGAGAGUCUGGGAGCACGCAUGGGGGUCCCUCCCUUCCAGGCUGCCCGUGGCCUCCUCACCCCGGCGGGCACCUCCAAGACUCUGCCAAGCCCCCUUGAUCCCCUAUUUCCCCCUCUCUACCUUUCCUCUGAAGAAACUACCCGGCGUUACGUCAGAAAGUGCAGGACAAGCAAGACAGCGUCUUAGGAGCUAUUCGCAGGCAUUGCUGCCAAACCCUACUUGAGGCUGCCUAAGAGCUCACUGCACCCAAUGCUAUUUACAAAUCCAAUCCUUUUAAAACAUCAGCGGUAUGUGGUCUCUGUUGCCGGCACAAUUGCGCAAAAACCCAAAACAGCAGUGUAAACCGUGUAAUGAUAAAGAGUAGAAUGGUUCACACUGUAGCUUCACUGAAAACACCAUGACAUGAUGAAGCAACAGAUGAUUUUGACGCUCAGAGAUUUCUGCAGCAUUUUUACUCUUUGACUCUUUGCUGAUCUCAAAAACAACAUGCCCCACGCUCGAAAUAGGAACCCUAGCCCCAUCCCAGAGGUAACAUGGGAUACGGGAUUGAAGGAGAUGAACGAGACCUGGAAAGGAGCGAUAGCCUGUCUCGGGGUUGCCGUCUUCUUCGUGAUGACCAUCGGGAUCAUAUACUGGCAAGUGGUGGACCAGCCCAACAAAAACUGGAUCCUUAGGGGAACUUUCAGCGGACUGAUUUGGGAGAGAAAAACCCACUCGCUGCUCAUACAGACCCUGACUGAGGAUAAGACCUACGUGGAAAUUGACGUCGGGAACGUAGGGAACACCGAUAUAGAGAUUCCCUUCGUGAGGAACCUGUGCUGGCUCAAUAAAACUGAGUUCUGCUAUACCUGGGACUCGGUGGCCGAGGUGAAGAUCUCGCUCGAAGCGAAUGAGGAUACGGAGACGGAGUGUUACAGCAUGACUUGGGCACCGGUACACUGUCAUGUGGAGCUGAAGGUAGUGUUUCUCUUUAUGUGCACACGAAAUACACAAAUCACAGCAAAAUGUGGAGUGCAAACCCAGUUUUGCACUUUAUUCAGGCUAGGAACAUUAAUGUCCCCCUUUGUAGUUUGUAGUUUGUGGAAUGACAUUGCCCUGCUUUCAAGGUUUCAAUUGCUUUAUGAUGACCGACGCCCAUUCUUGUGUGCUUCCUACCAUGCAGGUGUCGCAGUGCUUGUAUCUCCUGACAUCCCCCUGCAGCUCGGGCUGGACAGCAGACAGCAGUUCUGCCUACAGUCACUUCCAAGUAUGGAGCGACUCCCUCUGCAGUACACUGUGUGUGUGGCCCACAAUGUAAAAGCUGCUCACCAGGAAGCAGUGCAACAGCUCUGGGAGCACAGCAGGGAGCUGCCCAACAUGAAAGCACUGCGGCUGCCAUUCUGGAAGCUGCUCGCCAACAUGGACUCGGGGCCGAAGGUGGAGCGGGAGAUGAGGACUUUCUCGAAUCGUCUGAAGAGACACCAGCUGGGGGAGGGAGUCAUCAGCCUCAAUGAACAUUCCACCACCCUCCUUUCUGAUAUGGACCAUGACUACCUCAACAGCAGGAAAAGGGGGAUGUCCAAGAGACUGACCAGGGACCUCCCACUUGUCAAGCUUCUUAACAUUUCCAUCACCAUGUCCCCUUUCCUGGGGGUGGACACCACACGGUUCCACACCUCCCUUAUUGAUGGCACUGAGGCCUACUGGCUCAGUCUCCCUUCAGCCCCUCAGGGACAGCUGAUCCCUGUGAUGAGUCAGUGGCGAGGAAAGUUCUGUGUAAAGCUGAACAUCACAAAUCCAGGAGCAGUGAGCUGGUUCCUGGACAGGGUAGGAGCCCUUCAAGCCCAUUUAGGGAUGGAGUACGUCAUGCUGGAAGGGGGCGAGGGGAAUCUGUUUGAGGAGCAGGCACUGCGGCCACCGCAGGCUCUGGGUGGAGACAAGUACAUCAGCCUGCUGGCUGACCUGGCCACCAGGAUAGGAGAUUCCACCAUUAUGACUGCAGGGACACGGUCCAGUUACAAGCCACUCUUUGUGAGGAUGACCCCCCUGCAGUCUGAUUGGAGCCCGAUGGGUCUUAAGGCCAUCAUUCCCAACCUGUUGCACCACACUUUGCUGGGAUACAACUUCCUCAUUCCUGAUGCAGUAGGUGGCUCUCUGUCUGGAGACCUGGUCACAGAUGAGGAGUUGUUCAUCCGCUGGCUGGAGAUUGCAGCCUUUCUUCCUGUUAUGAGCUUUCACACACCCCCCUGGAUCUUCGGGGAGGGCCAGGUGCUAAACCUAACUCGGAACUACCUAACAAGGCACCAGAGGGAUGUGGCGCCGCUGAUUGAAAAGUAUGCAGAGGAGUGGCAGGAGACAGGAAACCCCAUCUAUCGCCCAAUGUGGUGGCUCAAUCCAACUGACUCCAUGACCUUUACCAUCAAUGACCAGUUCCUCAUUGGAGAUGAGGUGUUAGUGGCACCCGUGGUGGAGAAGGGGGCAGUGCAGAGGGAUAUAUAUUUACCUGACGGGGGCUUUCAAUGGCAGGACAGUCAGAACGCACGGGUGUUCGACGGGGGGACGUUCCUGCACGACUACCCUGUCCCCCUGACGGAGGUGGCUGUUUUCUUACGGAGGAGCUGACUCGGAUGACUGUCCCACAGAGUCACGUGAUUUAUCCUGUUACUGUUUUGAAUCAAAUUCUUUUUUUUAGGUACUUGUGCUGUUCUUAACUUGCACUUUUCUACUAAAGACCAUUGACCCUGCCUCAAGUGCUGCCUUGAGACGAUUUGUAGAAAUAUAGAUAUGUAUAUACAUUUUUUUUUUUUUAUACUUGCACUUUAUGGUUCAAAUUUUUUUUUCCUUUAUGUUAUUUGUCUUCUUUUCAUUUGUUUUUUUUUAUGCUGAAUGGUUUUACCUCUUAGUGAUUUGUUUCUGGACUUUUUCAUCCACUCUGCUGCUUUUUUUGUUUGUUUGUUUGUUUGUUUUCUUUUUUUUAAUGGUUCCGGAGAAGUAUGUGUGUUUACAUACUGCAUUUCUACAGUCUUUAAAUUUGUAGCUGCUGUUGGCUCUCUUCAUAAGGAGGAACAAAGCGAGCUCCUUGUUUGCUUAAAAGUAUCUGAAUUUCUCAAGAAGACCAAAUGAAGAUGCAGAAAGACAAGGAAGGCGGUUUAAAAGGGCCUUUUGAGAGAAACACUUACUGGCGGGGAAAUUAACACAGGAAGCUACAUACAAGCACCAUGGUACCAUAUGUCUUGCUCACUCUAUGGAAAGGCUCUUACUUGAACUCAUCAGGCCAAAGGGCCGAUGUUUUAUGAAAGAUGAAUGUACCUCAAGUAACGGAUAUGAAUUGCUUUACAAAGUCAUUAGACACAACAGCCUAUCACCCCAUAGUUCAUAUUCUUAGAAUAGUUAAGUCAUAGACAUCCAUGAAUGUCCCUUUGUACUGUAUGCUGAUGAACUUGAGGCCAAGCCACUUUCAUCGUAACUUUGCAUAUAUUUAAAUUUUAGAUUAGAGUUUAACCUGCUGUAUCAAGCGCUUUUAAGUGAGUGCCUCUUUCUUUACUGACUGUUGAUGUGUUCUUACAUGUGAGCCAAAUUAAGUUGUAAAGACAACCUUGCUGAUGACACCACAUGGGUGAAAAGGAGAUUUUGUAUAAAUACAUCAGUCCCUUUUUAUCUGAUAAUCUGACUGUGACAUCACUCCCAUUCAUGAGUAUGACUCCACCAGCAGCAGCCGUGAGGCUCAGUGAAAGACUUUGGACCAGGUAUAAAGAUAGUUUGGUCCAAAAGAUGCAAAAUCUGACUUCCAAUUGUGCUAAAAAUCACUCUUUCGGAGAUUUCUCAUUUGUCUAUUCUGUACAAAAACCGAAAUGGAAAAACAAAAAGUUGUAUUUUUGUUAUUUCUUAAGCCUAUUUUACUGAAACCGGUAAAUUUAUUUUCCAAUUUCUAUGCAAACGUUGAGUGUCUUCAGUUUAUAAUUACUUGAUAGGAACAUAUGAUUGAUGUGCCAUAUGAUGGUACUUUUUUACCUACUACUACUCUCACCAUAAAAAUAAAGUACAAAACUUAUAUUUCUCCAAAUGUUGAGCCACAUCAAAUAAAUACAAUGCUCUCAGUUGUAAGCAUAGCAUGUUUGCAUAUGAGAAAUUGGCUGUUUGGAGAGAAACAAAGUAUUUGCGAAGGAUUCAAUUGCUGGAAUUGUUGAAAGCACAGAUGUGCAGAGGCCCACCUGACAUAAACCUUCAUGAGUAAUUCAGUCACAUCAUCACAUAGCCUACUCUCUGGACUAUCUUUACACUUCUAUCACUUUCUUAAGUUUAGUUGUUUACUUGUAAAAGCUGUUUGAACCCAGACUUAAUGCUCUAAGCAAAUGAAAUGUAAAUGAGACUGAUUCUAUUUUUUGAUUAUGUUUAAAAUCAGUCCAAGAAGAGGCGUAAUCUUUAUACCCUGAAGCUCGGCUCUUUAUAGUCAACUGUCAGUGUUGCUUUUUUUUUUUUUUUUUAAAUCAAUUUGUUCCAUAAAGGAAAAUCUUAAAUGGCAAACAGUGAGGAUACAAACUCUUUAAACUUACCAUUUAUCUCAACUAAAUUGAUUGUGUAACUUUGAUCUAAAAAGUUUACUGUAUCAGCUCAAACACUCAGGUCUACUGAAGUUUCCUAUCAGAUCACCAAAUGUCUUAGUGCAACGCAGUAUGUUGUGAACACAUUAACGUCUUAAUCUCUCCUGGGGCAGAAUGUACAAUGGACACACUGUGAUUUCCCAUAGCCCUUCAUGUGAGGAGCUUUUCUUUUUCCCAUUAUAUAAUGCUGUUAUGGAAUGCUUUGGUAGGUCAAUGUAGGAGUUGCAGGAAAAGCUUUGUUGUGUUAUUCCUUCCCUCUACAGACUGAGUGAGCCAUGUGCCUUAAUAUGCUACAAAUCUGGACGACACUGGUGUCUAGAUUAUUGCAGUAUCAGCAAUGACCGUAAUACAAUGACUGUGCCAUUACAAGUGUUUUUCUCUCUUCUGUAAAUCAGAUAACAUAGAAUGACAAAGUUGCAAUAAAGUUUACAUUUUCUUACUUAACUCAUCAAGUUUGCAUUUG